Orbilia oligospora ATCC 24927 is the source of this 1191-nucleotide messenger RNA. RefSeq lists its product as uncharacterized. Gene Ontology annotation, molecular function: alpha-1,2-mannosyltransferase activity. Bases 1 to 1191 code for a protein of 396 amino acids. The transcript has 3 exons. NCBI's taxonomy places the organism in Eukaryota, Fungi, Ascomycota, Orbiliomycetes, Orbiliales, Orbiliaceae. Gene Ontology annotation, biological process: protein O-linked glycosylation; protein N-linked glycosylation; cell wall mannoprotein biosynthetic process. Gene Ontology annotation, cellular component: membrane; Golgi apparatus. The record is from RefSeq and is a predicted model, not a curated record.
AUGGCGGCAGUACAAUGGCGUCCAGCCCGCGUACUCGCCUUAACAAUCGGCCUCGGCGUUAUAAUACUACUAUUCAACUUCCACCUUCUCGACCGAGAUCCCGUCGUCAUUGUCGGGGACCAGCGGAUAUCUCUUAAGAAGGAGAAGGGUAAACCGUUUGCUGUUGAUCCGCUGAUGAAAAUGACGGGACCGCCGGAAGGUAUUCUUUACGGCCCAGGCCAAGCCGAACGUGUCAACGCUACACUUCUAUCACUCGUCCGGAACGAAGAACUAGAAGGCAUGCUACAAGCAAUGGACGACCUCGAACGGACCUUCAAUUCCAAAUUCAACUACCCGUGGACCUUCAUCAACGACGUCCCCUUCACAAAACAAUUCAUGGAAGCUACAAAGGCAAAAACUCAAGCAAAAGUGUAUUACGAAGUCAUCCCGAAAGAACAUUGGGAAGUCCCGGCAUGGAUCAACUCCGACCUCAUGGCAGCAAGUGCAUCACUACUGGAACAGCAAGGCGUACAAUACAGCGGCAUGAAAAGCUACCAUCAAAUGUGUCGAUGGAAUUCCGGGAUGUUUUACAAACACCCCGCUUUGCUAAAAUACAAAUGGUACUGGCGAGUCGAACCGAAGGUCCAUUUCUUCUGUGACAUCGACUAUGAUGUCUUCCGCUACAUGCAAGACUACAAUAAAACCUACGGAUUCGUAAUCAACAUCUACGACUCCCCACAAUCGAUCACAUCACUUUGGCCAUCAGUUCAGGAGUUUAUGGCCGAACAUCCGGAAUAUAUUCAUCCUAAUAAUGCUAUGAAAUGGCUUACCGACGCCGAGAAUAGACCUGAACAUAACGAAGGCGCGAAUGGAUACUCUACGUGUCAUUUUUGGUCGAAUUUUGAAAUCGCGGAUAUGGAAUUCUGGAGGAGUAAGAAGUAUGAAGACUUCUUCAAUCAUUUGGAUCGUGCCGGUGGGUUCUUUUAUGAAAGGUGGGGGGAUGCGCCGGUUCAUUCGGUGGCUUUGGGGUUGAUGGAGGAUAAAGAUAAGAUACAUUGGUUCCAUGAUAUUGGGUACCAGCAUAUUCCGUACUUUAACUGUCCAAAUUCGGACAAGUGUAAAGGAUGUGAGGCUGGAAGGUUUACCGAUGGUCAAGGACUGGACCAAGAAGAUUGCAGAAUCAAUUGGUUCAAGUAUGCACAUAUGAACUGA